Messenger RNA from Panicum virgatum (switchgrass), 1534 nucleotides. RefSeq names its product E3 ubiquitin-protein ligase MBR1-like. The record is from RefSeq and is a predicted model, not a curated record. NCBI's taxonomy places the organism in Eukaryota, Viridiplantae, Streptophyta, Magnoliopsida, Poales, Poaceae. Gene Ontology annotation, molecular function: ubiquitin protein ligase activity. The transcript is spliced from 5 exons. The coding region runs from base 226 to 1251 and encodes 341 amino acids.
GCUCCCCGCGGCUCCCCUCUUCUACUACUCCCUCUGGUCUUCCACGCCAAGCCACGCCACGCGCACGCAGACGCAGUGAGCCAGCCCUGUGCUUCUGUAGGGCGCCGCUUCCACACUGCUAGCCAUUACUGCCCGCCCGCCCCCGCCCGCCCCUCUCUCUCCCUCCGACUCUCCGGGCCCGAGGAGCACGGCAGCGGAGGCCGAGGGCAGCCAGCCGCGCCCCCGAUGGCCGGGGACCGCUCGCCCGCGGCGGAGCGCCGGCGGGGGAUCCGGCGCCUCCUCCUGAACCCGCGCGGCGAGGCCGCCUCCUCGUCCUCGCCCCCGCCCCCGCCGCUGCCGCCGGCGGCGGAGGAGGGGAGGCGGAAGGGGUUCGCCUCGGCGGCGCUGCGCGGGCUGGGAUGCACGUCGGCGGCGGCCUCGCAGGCGUACGCGCCCGGGGCGGCCGUGCGGUCGUCGGCGGACUGGCACGGGCGGCGGCGGCGGAAGGGGAAGGAGAGGAGGAAGGAGCGGGGCGGCGGGGGCGGGGGAGGAGGAGGCGGCGGCGGAGGCCUCGUCACCGGGGGGAUCGGCGCCGACGUGUGGUGCGCGCCCGGGAUACCGUUCGCCGCGGAGGCGUCCUCGGUGGACUGCGUGGUGGCGCGGCACCAGAUGGUGGGGAGGGGCGGCCGCGGCGCCGAGGGGGAGAGGUCCCACAGGGAGAGGCCGUGCCUGUCCCGGAGGGCGACCGUGCAGGAGCAGAUAUCCUCGUCCUUCAUGGACUCGCCGCCGCCGCCGCACCUCGACGCCCCAUUCUUCGGCGCCGACCUCAUCCCCUCCGGCCGCCUCCGCCGCAUGCGCGGGUACCGUCACUCCCCCGGCGGCCUCGAAGAAGAGAUCAUGAUGUUUCAGACAAGAGUAUUACUGGGAGGAAUGAACAUGUAUGAUCGCUACCAGGAUUGGCGCCUUGACGUGGAUAACAUGACAUAUGAGGAGUUGCUCGAGCUUGGAGACAAAAUUGGGUAUGUCAACACAGGGUUGCGUGAGGAUGAGAUUACCCGCAGCAUUAGGAAGGUCAAGCACCCACCCUAUGGGUCUUUCCGUUUCGCAACAGAAAUGGAGAGGAAAUGCAGUAUCUGUCAAGAAGAAUUUGAAGCGAACGAAGAGAUGGGAAGGCUGGAAUGUGGCCAUAGCUACCAUGUGUACUGCAUCAAGCAGUGGCUCUCUCAGAAGAACACUUGCCCAGUUUGCAAGACUGCCGUCACCAAGACUUAAAAUACCUACUCCAGGCACGUUCUGUAUUAACGGGGUGGAAUCGAAAAGGAAUCUGUGGUUCUGUACAGCCCAUUAUAUAUGUUAUUAUAUAAACACAUCCAUUCGUUGCAUCUUGCAGAUAGAAAUGCCAUAUUUUGGCUAUCUUUCAUCAAAUCUAUGGGUUCUGAAUUCUGAUACCCUCUUGUUGGAGGGUAAUUUCGAAGAAGUUUUGCAGUGUCAAUUCUGAUGAACCGUGUAAUGUGUUUACAACGUGCCAUCGUAAGGGUUGUGCCUUCUCGUGCAA